Prorocentrum cordatum is the source of this 1370-nucleotide messenger RNA. The record is from the annotation of a GenBank genome assembly. Lineage: Eukaryota; Dinophyceae; Prorocentrales; Prorocentraceae.
CUGAGAUCUCCGGAGGGCCCCAGCGGCCUCCCGACACCACCCACAAGGCUGCAAUCCGUAUCAAAACAUAGGCUCAAGCUGUUUCUGGCUCGGCCGUUGGGCGAAGCACUAUUACAACCGGGAGGGAGCCUAGCGGCGACCAGUUGGGGCGAAGCACCCUGUGCAAUCCUGCAGGAUCUCCUUUCCAGGCACCGCAGGGAUGGCGAAUCUCCCUUAUGUCGGUGAGCAGCCACCAGGGCCAGCGUUGGCGUGGGCGGAGGCAUCCAGCGUGGCGCCCGCACUGAGGCAGCCCUCGACUCCCAGCAUGGCCCACAGCUGCCCCUGCGGAAUGGGCCACAGCAGGGCCGUGCGGGGCCCCGGCGACCUCGGUCCCAACCAGAUCCGCAGGCCUCGGGCGCUCCUACCUCCCCAGAGUUCGGCACCUGCGGCUCUCGAAGACCUUCCCUAUAUGAGGAGGCCCAACAUGCGGAUCCCCGAGCCUCGCAUGGGCAGCCGCACGCCACGCCGGCACGCGGCCGGUGCCUUCGCGGCGCCCGAGUUGUUGCCGCAGGUGGAGCUGGCCAGCGGAAAGGCAGUGGGCAACCAGACGGUUGAUAUCGAGUCCACCUCCGUCCUCUCCGUGGAGUCCUCGAUGCUUCCCAUGGCCUGCCUUUGGCUCCACGGGAACAGUGCUGUGGCCGGCGAGGCCGAGCGGCCUUUCUGCACCCUGCUUGGGCACAAUCGUCUCAGCGGCGAUCCGUGCCGACGAGAGGAGGACCGCGAGGAGGAUCUGCCGAGUCAUGGCCAGAGCAUCUCCCGCAGGCCGCCCGUCCUCGACGAGCGCGGAAGGGCCCCGCGCUCCCCUGGACCUGCCGGCGCGCUCCGCGCGCCAGAGAGGGGGGCCCCCCGCGCGGGAUCCGCGCGGAGCGCCAGAGGCUGAGGUCUGUGCCGCUGCCUCUGCUCCUCGGGGAGGGGUGGGGGGGGGUGAAGCGCAGGGCGACUCUCUGCUCCCCCUCUCUCUCUCUCCUGCGUGCGACUGUGUGGGACUUUGGAUCUUCGGCUGAUAGGUCAGGUUCCGGAUGUCCACACGGCUGAUCGUGCACAGGUGAAUCUCACCAGAACCUUGAAGUCAGAAUUCCGGGCGUGCCGUCGCGGAAAGGCCGGUACAUUCAGAGGGUGCCCGCACCGGGCGCGGCCACCGUGCGCCCUUGGAGCGCCGCGGCGGCCUGCGCCGCGGCGCCGCGGUCAGCCAGCACGUCUGCGCCUAAUCCGCCGCCGGGCGACGCCGAUGCUGGCCGCCAGGUUGGAGGGGCAGCUGAGGCCCAGCUGCUUGAGCAGCGGGUCGGAGACCCAGGCGAGUUGCCGUAAUCAUAGGUUUGGGGAAGCCGUCG